Molecule: messenger RNA, 220 nt
Organism: Funneliformis mosseae
Lineage: Eukaryota; Fungi; Glomeromycota; Glomeromycetes; Glomerales; Glomeraceae
Source: the annotation of a GenBank genome assembly
AGAUAGAUUCGAUGAAGAUGUAUUUCAUAAAUUAUGUAAUUAUAAAGGUUCAACCAUUAUGAUUUCACAAUUACAAGGAAAAGAUAAAUUAUUAGAGGAUAUACUCAUUAAGUUAGAAAUUUUAUUUGCGAUAAAAUAUAGUAUUGAAGAACAAAAAUAUGCUGUAUAUUAUAGUUUAAAUUCUGGUCUGGCUUUUAGUAAAGGAUGUGAUUUGAUUAUU